Molecule: messenger RNA, 3245 nt
Organism: Helicoverpa zea (corn earworm)
Lineage: Eukaryota; Metazoa; Arthropoda; Insecta; Lepidoptera; Noctuidae
Product: WD repeat-containing protein CG11141
Exons: 9
Coding region: 159-2162 (667 amino acids)
Molecular function (GO): protein binding
Source: RefSeq, a predicted model, not a curated record
UUUCCUUUCCAUAUGUCAAAAUAAGUCAAACACGGACACUUUCGCUUUCGCUAUAAUUUUUCGUAAUAAAGUAUUUAUUCCUUUAAAGUCAUGCUUAAGACCUUUACCAGUUGCGUUAAAUAAGAAACUUCAUAAAGCGAGUAGUUCUAAUCAAUAAAAUGGAAGUGACGGGUGGUGCUGAAGAGGGUUUCGUAAGGGAAUGGGCCCCUUGUUCGCAUAUUUUAAAUUUAAUUCCGCCGAGGAUACAGACUGGUAUAUUUUCCAACGAGCUGUGUUUAACAUGUGUGGACGCGGUGAGCGAGUACAUAGCGCUGGGCACGAACGUGGGGCUGGUGUACUGGUAUGACCGGAAGAAAGGGAACAUACAGAGACUGCGGUGCGAGGCGUCAACGUCCCCAAUAACAUAUGUGAAGAUAGUAAGCACAGUAGACUACAUGGUCGGAGCCGGCAAUGCAGCUGGUCAGGUCACCGUGUUCCAGAUACCUAAGGAACACCCAGAGAAUGUUCCGGAAUCAUUCAAGCCUAAAGUGGAACCUAAGGUUGAAAGGUACACGAUAGGGGAUCUGCACAAGAGUAAAAUCACAGCGAUAGAGUGGUCGAAGAACGGCAUGCGACUGUUCUCCGGCGAUAAAAACGGCGUCAUCAUUAUGACUGAAAUCGACUUUUAUAUGCACCUAUGCAAAUCAAUGGAGAUUGUGAACGAGGAGCAUGAGAUAGUUCAGAUGAGCUACUACCAGAACACGUUGCUGGUGUCCAGCGUGUACCGCAGCAUCGUGUGCCAGCGACGAGACGCGCGCUGGCACGUCAACCAGCUCGGCAAGAAGGAGCGCAAGAGCCUGUGUGCUCUGGGCGCGGUGUUCCAGCACUCGUACGCUCGCGGCGGGCCCGCCAGCGCCUACUGCGCCCGCGCCGGCCUGCGACUGUGGCGGGCCGACGCUCAGGGGAAUGUGCUGCAGACCUUACUGUUCAAGGAGGCGAUAUCAAACCCAUUAACAAUAGCGGAACUUCUAAACCCUCGCUCUCACAAGCCGAGUACCCCGAUAGAACACAACCUAGGCCCCCUGCACGUGUUCCGGGAACAUUUCCUCGUGUCACACAACGACCACGUGCUUUAUAUCCUUGACCCGAGGUCACUUACUGCUGUCGCCGUCGUCGAUGACCUUAGAAGAAUUCUAUCAGUAUCGGUGAACAAGGACGAGAUAUUCGUGCUGGAGGGUCCGCGGUCGCUCGUCCGCCUCGCGCACGCGCCCGAGCCCGCCGCCAUGCUGCCAGAGGAGCCGAUAAACAUGAUGACGAAAUCCCUAACGACAUCUAUCCAGCAAGCCGUGAACACUGUCCGAGACUUGACACACCUCGACCAGACCGUGCCCUACAUAUCCAGUGUGCUCGAACAACCCAUCUCCAUGUUCACGAAGAACGAGCUCAUUGAUACCGGAGCCGUCGCCAGCGCCGAAGAGUGCUUCGAACUCCCCCCCAUUAAACACCUCCCACUCGAUCUCUCAGAGAACGUUCUCGAAUCUAUCGUCAACGAGUUCCGAGACGUCUCAAGCGACGCCGAAGAGAUUAGACGAGUCAAAACAGAAGAAUUGCAAAGAAAGUUGAAGCUGUAUAAUAGUAUAAUGGAGAAAAAGUAUGAUGGGGAACUGAUACAUAGUAGUAGGCGGAGUCGAAGGCGUGAGGGCGGGUCCGGGGGGAGUACCCCGCGGUUGGCCACGCCCGUUCGGAAGGCGCCUGAUACUGUCAGCUAUACCAGUCCCUGUGUUAUGAAUAUUAGUGUUUACGGAAACAUACCUCAACAGAACGACGAACUCCUGGAGAAGCAGAUAGAAGAGAAAGAGAAGAUCCUCGCCAAGAUGUUGAACCUGGAGUCGCUCUCCAUCGACAGCCCGAAGCCCGAGGCGCAGUCCCCGCCGGCCCCCGCGCCCUUAUUCCGACAGAUCGACAUACAACCCGCCGAGGUACCCAAACCUGUUCACAAAGUCACUAAAACCCCUAUUAAAGACCCCAAUCCCAUAGAUCUAGUCCCCAAAGUAGUCCAACUACCCAAUACCUGGAAUUUGGAAAGUAUAGAAUUGAAAUUGGACUCGAAACACAACGGAUUCAAAGACAGAUCAUUGCUCUCUCCCGAUGAAAACUUAGACAGCGAGUGGGAAAUAAUCUGAUACAAAAUGAUGUCCAAAUCUGGGUUAUUUUAUACUUUAUGAAGAUAUCAGAUUUUUGUUGUACAAUCCUGCUUUGUUAUAAGUAACAUUGCAAUAGUUCUAACCAAUAUUAUUUGUUCCUACAGAGAUGGAUUGUACAACUGUAAAAGAAUCUAUGACGUCUUAUGAUUAGUAUUUCUAAUUAAUAUUUGCAAGAUACUCUGCUGUUAUGAUAAAACUUUUCACAAAGAACAACCCUUCAAGUGUCCUGUUAUGUUUUCUAAAAAGUUCUUUGAAAAGCCUUGAACUUUUAUAGUAAGGCAGAUUUAAGGGGUAGUUAUAAAAUACUCGUAUCCAUAAUCCAGUUAGUUUUCACUACUCAUAACAGCGGGAAAAUCGAUAAACAUAAGUAUUUAAGCAAUGUUUUCUAUACUCACAUAAUUAACACAAUUUGUAGCUUUUGUGAUUUUUCACCUAAAUUAAUUAAAUUUAAUUCGCAAUUGGUGCAAAUACAUCAGUGUGUAAUAUUGAUAUUAAAAAAAUAUACACCUUUAAUAUAUCGUGGAUCAAACUUAUGAGUAAGUGAUAGUUUAAAUAUGUAUUAAUGCAAAUUCUAGGAUAUUUGUCGCCAUUCAAAUAUAUCGUAAAAAAAUCUAAAAGCAACUAAACUUAUUGCUAUUCAGUUCCUAAUUCCCAAAUGCUUAUUGAUAUUAACCAACAAAUCCGACAAUAUGUUUGGAGCCACGGCAACUCUUACAUCGAUACUGGUACAACAAUAGUUUACAUUUUGUAUAAAUUAAUAAUGCAUAAUAAUAUAGUUUUCGGUGAUUUGAAUAGCCUAAAUAAAGAGGCAAUAUUUAGAAAAUACCCGCUACAAAUGCUGAAUAAUUUCAGCGUGGUAUUGUUAGGCAGACGAUAAUUUAAACCUUGCCAUAUCAACAGCUAGAAAAAUCGUAAUUUAUUAAAGGCUUAUGUUUAUCUGAUCACCAGAUAUAGUAACAAAUAGCACACAAAAAUAGUAAAUGAUCACCAAAAUGAAACUCGCAUUUUAAUGUAAAACUAUAACCAAAGUUUUAACACUUUGCUAUCCUAUUUAAGUGAAAU